CAUCUAGACAUCAUCAAGCCAGAGAAAUAAUACGUAGUACUACACAAUGUUCAAGAUCGAUUUGAUGCAAUCCCGUGGAGGAAAGUCAUGGGAUGAUGGUGGUUGUGGUGAAGUUGCCGGCAUCCUCAUUUCCUAUUCUGCCUCCUCCAUUAACUCUCUGCGUUUCCUCUGUUCCAAGGACGGCGCGUUGAAGUUUUCGGAAGAUCAUGGCACACUUAGUGACAGCACACAGAUGCUACAGAUCAGACUAGACUACCCAACCGAGGUCCUCACCGAGGUGCACGGCUUUCGGUGGUCCACUCACGUGUCUUGGGGUUAUGGAUUGUGUUCGAUAACAUUUGUGACGAACAAGGCCACAUAUGGACCCUUUGGGGUAAAGAGGUCGUCGCUCGACGACAGCGUAUUCAAGUUCCAAUUGGGCAGUGAAGCUGAUUCCAUUAAUGGCUUUCACGGAACUGUCAACAGUCAUGGUCGCAUCGAUAGCAUUGGUGUUUAUCUACAGACAACAACUGCCUGCCCCGAUAAUCUCAUGUCUCGGAAGAUUGUAAAAUAAUAAAAUGUUAUAUUAACAUUAUCUGUCUCUAAAAUUAUCUUUUGCUUCAUUCACAUGUGCGGGUAUGCAUGCAUUCUAUAUUACGAUGUUGUUCGAUAUAAUUAAUUACAAACAAAUUCCUCACAUUAUUCAUAAAUAAAGAGUUAUGC
Cuscuta epithymum is the source of this 702-nucleotide messenger RNA. The record is from the annotation of a GenBank genome assembly. NCBI's taxonomy places the organism in Eukaryota, Viridiplantae, Streptophyta, Magnoliopsida, Solanales, Convolvulaceae.